ACAUGGCUACGAGAAAGGUUCGGGGCUCGGGCGCGGCGGCGGACCUUCUUUGUUUCUGACAUACAUAUAAAUAUUGGGCAACGGGGUCGGUGAAGUAUUCCAGCUCUGCCAGCUGAACGCGACACAUCUCAGCAUGAGGACCGCGAUAGUUCUGUUGUGCGCCGCCUGCGCCGCGGCCGUGCAGGUGGGCUUCCCCGCCGCCACCAGCUACAUCUACCGCAGCGACAACGCCGGCCCGCCCAGCCUCAUCCAGCUCACGCCCGCCUUCGCCGCGCCGCUGCCGCUCGCGCCCGUGCCGCUGCCCUACGUCAACGCCAAGCCCAUCGCCAUCGAGGACGCCGAAGAGGACGAGGAGAACGGGUACGACGACUCCGACGACGACGACGACGACGACGACGGCGGCAGCGAAGGGCUCCUCGCACACGCCCACGAGAGCGGCGGCGGCAGCAGCUACGGCGAGGAGCAUCACAACGCUCGCGGCGAAAAGGGGAGCAAGGGCUACGCCACCAAGGGCCACCACGCCAAGGGAGUCGCCGGCCACUACGGCAAAGGUCAGGACGAAGGCUUCUACCGCGAGAGUAAGGGAGAAAAAGGCGCCCACCACGACGAGGCCGACGCGCACGGAGCGCACCACCAGGCCGGGAAGAGCUACGAGGGCGGCGAUCACGGCCACAAGAAGCACUUCAGCAAGGGCGAGGACGUGACCGGCUACCACAAGGUGUUCCACAAGGACGAGUUCAAGAAGGACCACGACUUCUACGACGAGGCCGCCAAGGACGGCCACUUCAAGAAGCACGGCUACCACAAGGCGCACCACGGCGCGGAGAAGGGGGCGCACGCGAAGGGCGGCCAGAACGCCGCCGGCUACGAGAAGGACGGGUACGGCAAAGCUGGCUACCACACCGAGGGGCGAGUGGACGAGGCGGACGAGGAGCGCGCGGCGGAGCGGGGCGGCGACAGCCACCACAGCCGCCACGAGGACUACGGCAACAAGGGCGCCCGCCGCCGCGGCGAGGAGUACGCCUACGCCGACGGCGACGACUACGAGUGAACGUUCCGUCCAACCUUCGAGUCCUAUUUUGUCUGUUGUACAUUUUAAUUUAUUAUUCUAAGUGCUACUGUCGGUUAUUUUGUUAUGUUUGAUUACUUACUGAAUGAGGCUGUAAAUAUUUUUAUAUUUCGUAAUUGUAAAUAAAAAAUGCAUAGCAUGUACUUACUCGAUUUAUUUUCUGAACCCUUUCUGAAACUUCCUACGUCGUCUUUUGCCUACAGCUGGCUGAUCUGUAGGUGCAGAACGAAGUAGUGUUAUGUGCCGCUCCUAGUGUCCAGACUACUCGUACUCGUGAUCCUCCGUGGUACGUGGGCAUUCAUAGAUUUAAAGCACUCAAACACUGGUGCUAACUGG
Messenger RNA from Maniola jurtina (meadow brown), 1405 nucleotides. RefSeq names its product oleosin-B3-like. The transcript has a single exon. The record is from RefSeq and is a predicted model, not a curated record. NCBI's taxonomy places the organism in Eukaryota, Metazoa, Arthropoda, Insecta, Lepidoptera, Nymphalidae. Bases 134 to 1051 code for a protein of 305 amino acids.